ACAAUCCAUGAGAAAAUACAUGGCGUACUCACUCUUAGUGUGCAACGCCUGAGACAUUUUGAGGUGCACGUUGCGACAUAACACCGACAGAAAUCAGAGUAGACUCUCGUUUAGGAUAUAGAUGAUUUUAUAUUUGCUAUUUUAGCUUACAACUGGGGAAGGUAUGAGCAGUGAUGAUGAGUUUGACAGUGACGCUUACAAAGCAUAUGAGGAUCAGCUGUAUGGGGAGCAUUCUUCCUCUGGAAGUGAAGAUGAUGCAGACAGUGAAAUAGAAGAGACAAUCUAUAGCCAUGUGCAUUACGCUUCUUCUCUAUUGGUAUCAGAGAAGUCCACUCCAGAUAAGAGAACAUCAAAGAGGACAGAUGGGGUAGUUUCAGAAUCAGUUACUGAAAAAGACAAGGAUCAGUCAGACAACUCUGUGAUUGAAAUUUCCAGUGACAAUGAAGAGGACAGUGAUGAUGAUGACAACAUGGAUGAGGGCAGUGAUGAUGAUGAUGAUGAUGAGAAUGAAGGUGGAGAUUUGGUGGACAGUAAUAAUACAUGGGAGAAUUUGAAUCUAAAAUCUUCAUUUAACUAUCCAGAAAUUGUCAAUCUCUUUCCUGAUGAAAAUGUUCCAACUUCAGAAGACAAACUAAGCAAGAACUCAACACUUGAAAAGAAGAAAGGAGAGCAAGGGGAGAUAACAGAAAACUGGGACUUGAUUGAUAGGGACCUUGAGGACCCCAGAGGAGGCAAGAAACGUUCAAGAUAUUACACGCCCGGGAAGGAACUACCACAUAUGAGGUGUUUCAAUUGCAAUGAAAAGGGUCACCUGUCACAAUUUUGUCCAGAACCCAAGAAAACCAGCGUAUGCUUCUUAUGCGGAGGUUCUGGACACGUGAAGAGAUUCUGUCCGAAUGAACUCUGCUUCAACUGCCGUGAACCCGGUCACAAGUCAAAGGAUUGUAGGAUGCCCAGACGACGGCCAUUUGAUCGCUGUAACAGAUGUCAUGUGCUCGGUCAUUUUGCAGUUGAUUGCCCUGACCGUUGGAGGCAGUACCAUCUUACAAUACAAGUGGGUCCAAUAACUCGUCCUGAAAGACCUUUAUCUCCUCCGAAGUCUGUAUCUUGUUAUAACUGUGGCCAGCAGGGUCACUAUGGACAUGAAUGUCAGGAAAAAAAUGCGACUAGAAGACGAGAACUGCCAUUGCCUUUUGUUGUCUGCUACGACGGCUGUCACGCGUCUUCGUCGCUCAUGGAAAAGGAUUACGACAGAAACAAACACAAGCGUAAAUCACAAGAAAUCACGUAUCAUCAAUCCUUGUCCGAAGAGUUCUGUGAUCAACCCAGACUGCAAAAUUUCGACAUUGGUAAAAGAGUGUUUCAACCUACCCCGGGCAAAGUAAGGAAGCUUGGCGGAGGCGAAGAUCAUGAUGCUAGAAAAGUGUCUCUUUACACUGACGACUACCAAAGCAGGAACUUCGAUAAUUCACCUUAUUCAGAUCGUAAAAGGAAAAGGAAAAGGCAGAAGGAUAAUGAAACGAAUGGAAGGAAUGAGCGUUUUGUUGAGAUUGUAGAACUCGAUCUCUCGGAGGAUGGCCUGGCAGAGGAACCGUAUCAAGUAAAUAGAAGGAAAAAGAAAAAGCAAGGAAAACAGCAUUGGCGAGGCGAGGAAAGUCUUGACGACAACUUUGACAAUCGACCGAUAAAUGCCCGAAGUAAUUCACAUCAAAAAAACGACAGAAGAUUCCAAAACCCGCGUCACAAGAGAGAUUUCAAGCACAGGUCUUUCCACGACGGAGAGUUUGACACUAGAAAUACUUCAUUUGAGCAAACGAGAGACUUCAAUUUUACGUCCCGCAGAGGAUUUCGAUUUGACAAUGAGAAGCGUGGAAAGAAAUCUAAUGCGCAAUUCCUAAAGAGAUAUACUUUUUGAACUGUGAAUAUAUAUUUGAAUGACCUUUUGACGAUUUUAUUUGCACCUUUAACCAAGUUUCGUUUUUAAGCUUUUAGUCUCCAAUCCUCAGCUAAAUCUGUAUUUAUCUCAGAAUUUUUUAUGAUGUUUCAAAACAGUAUUACGAUUUAUUGGAUAAGUUUUUACCUGCAACUGACCAGAGACUAUUUUGUUGGCGUACUCAAAUUUCGACCUUCACAAAGGACAUCCUUACAUUUGAAUAACGGCAACGAAUUUUAUUAAACGAUCAG
Molecule: messenger RNA, 2184 nt
Organism: Pocillopora verrucosa
Lineage: Eukaryota; Metazoa; Cnidaria; Anthozoa; Scleractinia; Pocilloporidae
Product: zinc finger CCHC domain-containing protein 7
Biological process (GO): nuclear mRNA surveillance of mRNA 3'-end processing; TRAMP-dependent tRNA surveillance pathway; nuclear polyadenylation-dependent snoRNA catabolic process
Cellular component (GO): TRAMP complex
Molecular function (GO): zinc ion binding; RNA binding
Source: RefSeq, a predicted model, not a curated record